AUGCCUAGUAAUGAUAUAUCUACAACAACACAGACCCCAACGAUUUCGAACACUAAUACACAUGACAUUUUUCAACCAGAGAAGAGAAAAAAUACAAAAAGACAGGGUGAACCAAAUACGAAUCCAAAAUCAAAUAGAAACGAAGAAUCUGAUCAAAAAGCAUUAGUCCACAGUAACAAAAUAUCUGCUAAGAAUUUUGAUGAUGAAAAAGAGAAUUGUUUAUAUGCUGUUACUAAUCACAUUAUAAACGAUAAAAUUCCAUUUUAUCCACCGAAAAAGGCAUGGAUGGUACACAGAAUUAUUGGAUUGCAAUUGUCAGACGAUACAAACAAAUUGAUGUGUUUUUCAUGGCCAUAUUUUGGAACUGAACGUAAAAUCACCAUAUCAAGUGAACCGAGCAUUAUUCACCCUAUUGUUGCAGAUGGUAAUUGUCUGUUCAAGUGGACGAGUUACGUGUUAACAGGAUCUGAAGAUUAUCAUCUUCCAAUUCGCAAAGCAGCAAUUAAUCAAAUCAAAAAUAAUGAUUAUACAGCUUAUAAUUCAACUACUCUUGGUCUACAAUAUGCCUCACAAACAAAAAUGAACUUAUCUGGUACAUUAUCUACCGAAAAAGAAAUAUUUGCGUUGUGUGAUAUAUUGAAAUGUCAUAUUUAUGUAUUUCAAGACGAUACAAAAAAGUGGAUAAAGUUUAGCCCAAUCCAUGCACAACAUUUCGGUUUAACAUCGAUUUAUUUAGUUAGAAAAAAAGAAUUCAUUUUGAUGUAG
Messenger RNA from Didymodactylos carnosus, 765 nucleotides. The record is from the annotation of a GenBank genome assembly. NCBI's taxonomy places the organism in Eukaryota, Metazoa, Rotifera, Eurotatoria, Philodinida, Philodinidae.